AUGCCGGAAUUAACAGAAUUUCAGAGAAAGCGUUUGGAAAACAUUAAAAGAAAUAAUGAUUUAUUGAAGAAAUUGCAUCUAUCUGGGGUUGCAUCUCAAAUAAAACAUGAGGCUGGGGUGUCAGAAAAAUCUAGGGUUCCUGCCAAGAAGAAACAAAAAACAACUAGGAGUAAAACAUCAAAAUCUGCUAGUCCAACUUUACCUACACGAAGAUCAAGAAGGCUCAGAGGUGAAUCUGCAGAUGACACCAAAGGGAUACCCAAUGUGAAUGACAAUCAACUGCUUAAAAUGGGCUCUCCAAAUGGCGAAGAAAAGAAUUUCAUGGACGCAAUUAAAGAGAAACCGGUAAUUGGGGAUGUAAAAUUGAGCGAUUUGAUAAAAGAUGAAGACGAAAGUGCCCUUUUAGAAAAAUUCAAGAGGUUUAACAGCAGAAACUUUUCUUCUGGCGAUUUCUUUGAAGAAAUAAAAAAGAGACAAGGUGAUGUUUUGGGAAUGGACGAAUUCGAUUUGGAUUUAUAUGAUGUCUUUCAGCCAAACGAGAUUAAGGUCACAUACGAAAGAAUCUCUGCUGCUUACUUCCAUCCUGCCCUAGAAAAGAAGCUGAUCAUUGCCGGUGACACCGGUGGCACUGUCGGACUUUGGAACGUUAGAGAUGAGCCGCUAGGCGAUAGCGAAGACGACCGGAUGGAAGAGCCUGAUAUCACGAGAGUGAAGCUGUUUACCAAAAAUGUCGCACGUAUUGAUUGCUUCCCAGCGGACACAUCAAAACUGUUGCUGAGCUCCUAUGAUGGAAGCAUCAGAUCGGUUCACCUGAAUAGCUUACAAAGUGAAGAGGUUCUCACCCUGAAGAAUGAAUAUGACGAUCCAUUGGGCAUCAGUGAUUGUCAGUUUAGUUACGAGAACCCUCAUGUAUUAUUCCUCACCACUUUGGGUGGUGAAUUCACUACUUUUGACACAAGAGUGAAAAAGUCAGAGUACAAGUUGCGGAGACUUGCUGACAAGAAGAUUGGGUCUAUGGCUGUGAACCCCUUGAGACCCUAUGAGAUUGCUACCGGAUCUCUUGAUAGGACGCUCAAGAUAUGGGAUACAAGAAACCUUGUUGAAAAGCCUGAAUGGUCACAGUAUGAAGACUACCCCAGUUACAAUAUCAUGUCCACCUAUGAUUCGAGACUAAGUGUCUCUGCAGUAUCCUAUUCCCCAACAGAUGGCACCUUGGUGUGUAACGGUUAUGAUGACACCAUCCGCCUGUUUGAUGUUAAAAGUAGGGAUUGCCUUUCUAAAGAGUUAAAGCCCAAAUUAACAAUUCAGCAUAACUGUCAAACAGGAAGGUGGACUAGUAUCCUGAAAGCCAGGUUCAAACCAAACAAGAAUGUGUUCGCCAUCGCCAACAUGAAGCGCGCCAUUGACAUAUACAACAGCGAGGGCAAACAACUGGCCCACCUACCCACAGCCACUGUCCCUGCUGUAAUAAGUUGGCACCCAUUGCAAAAUUGGAUUGUAGGGGGAAAUUCUAGUGGUAAGAUUUUCCUCUUCACUAGUGACUCUCGAGCCAUAAAGCAGGAUGAAUGA
Molecule: messenger RNA, 1569 nt
Organism: Saccharomyces mikatae IFO 1815
Lineage: Eukaryota; Fungi; Ascomycota; Saccharomycetes; Saccharomycetales; Saccharomycetaceae
Gene: CMR1
Product: Cmr1p
Exons: 1
Coding region: 1-1569 (522 amino acids)
Biological process (GO): regulation of DNA damage checkpoint
Cellular component (GO): nucleus
Molecular function (GO): DNA binding; protein binding
Source: RefSeq, a predicted model, not a curated record